This is a messenger RNA of Lepus europaeus (European hare), 1225 nucleotides long. RefSeq names its product cholinergic receptor nicotinic alpha 5 subunit (gene CHRNA5). The transcript has 5 exons. NCBI's taxonomy places the organism in Eukaryota, Metazoa, Chordata, Mammalia, Lagomorpha, Leporidae. Gene Ontology annotation, biological process: regulation of membrane potential; monoatomic ion transmembrane transport; nervous system process. Gene Ontology annotation, cellular component: postsynaptic membrane; synapse; neuron projection. The record is from RefSeq and is a predicted model, not a curated record. Gene Ontology annotation, molecular function: acetylcholine-gated monoatomic cation-selective channel activity; transmembrane signaling receptor activity. The coding region runs from base 89 to 1225 and encodes 378 amino acids.
UCCUGUGGAGCACCUGCACGACAAAAUAAAGAUCAAAUUUGGCCUCGCGAUAUCCCAGCUCGUGGACGUGGAUGAGAAAAACCAGUUAAUGACGACAAACGUGUGGUUGAAACAGCAAUGGACAGACGUAAAACUCAGGUGGAACCCCGAGGACUACGGAGGAAUCCAGGUGAUCCGCGUCCCCUCCGACUCCCUCUGGACCCCGGACAUCGUCUUGUUUGAUAAUGCAGAUGGACGUUUCGAAGGGGCCAGCACUAAAACAGUCGUCAGAUACAACGGCACGGUCACCUGGACGCCCCCGGCAAACUACAAGAGCUCCUGCACCAUAGACGUCACGUUUUUCCCGUUCGACCUGCAGAACUGCUCCAUGAAGUUCGGCUCUUGGACCUACGACGGCUCGCAGGUGGACAUCGUCCUGGAGGACCAGGACGUGGACAAGCGGGAUUUUUUCGAUAACGGGGAGUGGGAAAUCGUGAGCGCCACGGGGAGCAAAGGCAACCGAAGCGACAGCUGCUGCUGGUACCCUUCUGUCACCUACUCCUUCGUCAUCAAGCGCCUGCCCCUGUUUUACACCCUGUUCCUUAUCAUCCCCUGCAUCGGGCUCUCCUUCCUCACCGUGCUAGUCUUCUACCUGCCCUCCAACGAAGGCGAGAAGAUCUGCCUGUGCACGUCCGUGCUCGUCUCGCUGACGGUCUUCCUGCUGGUCAUCGAGGAGAUCAUACCGUCCUCCUCCAAGGUCAUCCCCCUCAUCGGCGAGUACCUGGUGUUCACCAUGAUUUUCGUGACCCUGUCCAUCAUGGUGACCGUCUUCGCCAUCAACAUCCACCAUCGCUCCGCCUCCACGCACGACGCCAUGGCGCCCUGGGCCCGCAGGGUGUUUCUGCACAAGCUGCCCAAGCUGCUAUGUAUGCGCAGCCACGCGGACCGCUACCUGGCGCAGGAGGAGGAAGAGGCGGCGGGCAGCGGGCGCAGGCCCCCGGCUCCCCGGAACACGCUGGAGGCCGCGCUGGAUUCCGUCCGUUACAUCGCCAGGCACGUCACCAAGGAGAGCGACGUCCGUGAGGUGGUGGAAGACUGGAAGUUCAUAGCCCAGGUGCUUGACCGGGUGUUCCUGUGGAUGUUCCUUCUGGUCUCAGUUGUGGGUUCUCUCGGACUUUUUGUUCCUGUUAUUUAUAAGUGGGCCACUAUAGUAAUACCAGUUCAUAUUGGAAACACAAAUAAGUGA